Messenger RNA from Microbotryum saponariae, 4031 nucleotides. The record is from the annotation of a GenBank genome assembly. Lineage: Eukaryota; Fungi; Basidiomycota; Microbotryomycetes; Microbotryales; Microbotryaceae.
AUGGUCUGGGUGUUACACGGAACCGUCGACUGUAGAGCCGAGAGUAAGCGUCACUCCCCGGCUCGCGCUCGAUCAACUCAUCGGUCCCGAUUUUGACAUCUCGUGCUCACCCUCGCUUCUCUCCCGGACAACAGCUGCGCCUGAACUCAACUCGAUCCCACCUCGCUCGUCGCAUCUUCUCCGACCAGGGCGUACCUACCGUCUGGGUCGACUACCCAAUCAAGCUCAAAAAGUCAAGAACCGACUGCACGACUUUUACCUCAACUCGUCCAAGAUUUCAAAGUCGGGCACCUGGGAAACGACCAUCCCUUCGCUCUCGGACGGCGCAUCCUCUUGGGCGUACGAGGACGAUCCGACCAACCCCAACAACCUCGAUCCGUACCCCUUGGUCUUGAAAGGAAAGGUCCAGCACCGCGGAUCGGACGGCAAGCUCACGGCCAUCGAUGGCGAAAGCGUCAAUGUCAAAUCUGGUGACAGCUUCGCCUUUGGCGCCAUCUACGAGAUGACGUGAGUGGUGCGGGAAAAGCCGUGACGCCGAGAUUGGCAAGCGACACUGAACUCAUGGAUGGUCUCCGACUGCUCCGCUCACAGCUUUGAAUGGGUCCCCCUCAUCUUUGCGAUUUCUUCGGCCACGGUCGCCAAGAAAAGCAUUUACGCCGAUUUGGCUAAAUCAGUCGGUGAGUGCGAUCAGAAGCAGCUCUUGGCAAGUCCGGACUGAAUAAUCGAUAUACGCCACAGGCUUCAAGAUCGCCUACAAGACGUUCCGACCCCACCAUACCCAUUACCUCACCAAGAAGCUGACGCCCAACGCCUCGCUCAUGAGUGCGGCUCUUGUCGGAUCCCAUGUUGCCGAUCCAAGUUACCUCGACAAGUUAGCGGCCUGUACGACGUAUGCAACCCCUCCAGCUUUCAGAAUGCCUCCGCCUCGACCCCAAGGCGCCGACAAAGACUCGACGGUCGUACUCGCGUGGGAAGCCCAAGUCUACGAGGCGCAUCCGGACGCCGGAUCGGACCCCGAGCAUUGGUGGGGCAAGAGCAUCCUCGAAGCCGAUUGGUCCGUGUUGCCGAGUCCAAAGGAGUGUCCGUGCAACGUCGAUCCGCAAUUCCCGACGGGGACGACGGAGGGCUGGUCCCCGAACCCGCAGCGAAGGACGAUGUUUCGCGACGUCAUUGCCUUGCCUUUCCAGGAGGACGUGAGUAUCUUCGUCGCCACGACGAGUCUCAAGGAGUUUGGUCUGACUCGUUGUUUUCUUGCUCGUUUGUUCGUUUCGUUCCUGCUGCGCCCCAGCCCGAGGGUGAUCCAAGUGGCCUGCUCGAACUCGGUGGUGCUCAUCUCAUUUCACGCGACAUGCUGCCUCUCGAUCGACCCAUCUCAGCCCUUCGCCAUGCGAUCGACGACUACAAGCACGUCAAAGGCUUCGAGAAGGAUCUCCGGUUUGCCAUCAUACCUCCUGAAGGUUUCGAGCCCCUUCCGGCGCCGAAUGAACCAGCCAAAUUCAAGACGGUGCGCCAGCUGGCCCAAGCGUGAGUCCGCAUGGAUGUUUCGCCGAGAUAGAGGAAGGACUGAAGGUUUUUUGGUAUAACGUGUAGUCUUGGAGAAGCCAAGUUCGUUGGACAUCCGAUGAUCGACUUGCUGCAGGCCAUUUACGACGCCGACCCCACACAGCUCUUGGGACCUCUCGUGAUGGUACCUCCGACCCCGUCUCCUGAGGUCGAAGGGAGCCCAGUUGCUGGUGCGAGUCUCAGUCGUUUGACGGCGACAGCGAGUGAUCACAUACCUCUCCCUUCGAGUGAGCUCCAGUCCACCAUGGGGGAUCAAUCAGCACCGUCGACGGCUGCGGUGCAGACGCAGGCACCAGCGUCUGCAGAGGAAGCAGCUUCAGCGCCGGCUCCGACGGUCGUUCGUAGAGUAAGCAACCAGAGGUUUCCCUGGGUUCUCCUUUCGGUCAGCUGCUUUCUCAUCUACCACUUUGCAUCUCCUCGCAGCUCAAGCGACACAGACGUGACGCUCCAAGCAAACUGGAUGAGCUCUUCGGUCUCGACAAACCGUCCGCCGCCGAAGAGGAUGAACCCCCUUCGCAUGGCCAAGAGCCCGACCCACUUCCCUCUGUAUCCCUCCCCGCCGCUUCUACCGUGGAAAUUGACGUACCUUCAUCGUCUCAAACGGUCGGAGAGAGUACUUCCAAGCCCGCGCCAACGGCUCGAAGGUUUCUCAAGCGUCGAGCCGUGAGCGGUGAUCCACCCUCCAGUCUCUUCGAUGAAGUCGGCAGCUCCUCUUUGUCCGUUCCCGAGGCGAAAAGAACAAGGUACGAUUCCAUGACGAGGGAGGCAAGGUUGAGGAAGAUCCAGGAAGAGGAUGAUGCCGAGGCUGCCAAGGAAUUGGAGAGGAAGCGCGCGAGUAAAGUCAUUUCACCUGAUGAUGUGGAGGUGGUGGUGGAAGUGGUGACACCGAAAGCGGGACGCGGACGCAAGAGAUCAAUCGACCAGACCGCGGAACAGGGAGAUGGGAAGGAAGAUAAGGAAGAUAAGGAAGAUGACACCCCGAAGAAAGGGAAGGGCCGAGCCAAGACGGCUUCGAAACGAGCUCGAUCGGAGAGCGUACAACCGGCCGUCGUUGUGGACGAUGAAGAGGAGCAUCGACAGUCUACGGGCAAUGCAUCACCGCAUAAAUCACAGAGCACGAAGAAGAAGGGCAAAGGCAAGGCGUCGAACCAGGUUAUCGAUGAUGAAGCCGGGGUCGAGCAAGCCCCCGUACUGCUUCAGGUCUCGUCAAGACGGGGUAAAGGCAAAGCCGCGCUCAUGGAACAAGAGCUGAACGACGACUUCAACCGACUCAAGAUUGUCAAACCCAACUUCAAGAAGAUGAACGCCCCUGAGCGCCACCGUAUGACCUGGGACGAAAUCGACAGCAACGAAGAGCACAUGCGCCUUGUUCGGGAUGAUCAAGAACAGCGAGAGGAGCAAGAUGUCGACGACCCCAAUUUUUGGGCGGGAAAACCUCAUGGCAUGUUCGUCGUCAAAAAGGUUCACUUUCCGAGGCCGCAGACGCUCCAGCCACGAUUCGAAGAUACGGGUCAAUGGGCGGGGAGGGCGAACUUCAAAGCUUUCAAGGUGAGAAAGUCGACGCGCAGAGCCCGCGAAAGGGCCCUUUUUGACGAGUUCUGUGCAUUGGUUCUUCACUCGUAGCCCAAGGAAGCUCUGGGGACGGCAAAUGAACGAAGCGAGCCCCGACCUCCAAUCCGUCUCGCCCCCAUCAAACGCGCCGACUAUGGCAUCGGCAAAAGUAAGUUUCGCUAAACUAGGGCAUCUAGGCAUGUUUAUGAACUUACGAUCCCCCCCCCCCACCCACCCACGGUGUAGGCUACAAAACGAAAGGCAACCGCAAUCCCGGCAUGCUGGGUACUCAGUCGCAGACGCAAAGCCAAUCGCGUCAAGUCGACGAUGACGACGAUGACGACGAUGACGACGACGAAUUUGGCAUGGACAGUGAUGGCUUCCAGCCGAUGCUCAACUUUGGAUCAACCGCGAAGGCCAGGACCGCUGCGGCGACCAAGUCGACCAAGAGCAGUAGUACAAACAGCAAGAGCAAAGAUGGAAAAGAUAAAGGCAAAGGCAAAGGCAAGGCAAAGAUCUCACAAGUUUCCAUAGAAUCUGAUGAUGAUCCUUUCAGUUCGGACGACCUGCGCCCGAGUCGUGCCGUCAUCAGCGAUGUCGAAGAAGUGGACGAGAUGGACGUCGACGAUAGCGAUACCGCACCAUCGAGGUCGACUGCUAGCAAGAGGAGGGGCAGGUCGGCUCCCAGUCAAAGUGGAUCGAGUAUGACGGUGAAGCAGCCGAGCUUGUCGGCCGCAUCGACGACCACUCGCCAAUCUCGUGCUAAAGCUCCGGCUGUUCGAGCGUCGAGCAAGAUGGCCAUUACGGUGCUCACUGACGACAGCGAUGACAGUGACUCGGGGCUGACAUUCAAAGUAAGUGAUGAUUUUGGUGACUACUGAACACCCUUCUCAGGAAUAUAUGCUGAUCUACAGUAA